Molecule: messenger RNA, 1572 nt
Organism: Parnassius apollo (apollo)
Lineage: Eukaryota; Metazoa; Arthropoda; Insecta; Lepidoptera; Papilionidae
Source: the annotation of a GenBank genome assembly
AUGCUGGUGACCUAUUUGGAAGCCAGCCGGGACCUUUGCGAGACGGACUCAAUUCUUUUUGGCGCCGCGCUGGCAGUCUGCCGUAUCAUAGGCGCCAAGGUUUCCACGGCUGGACGCGCUACUGGCCAUAGUAGCGCUAUCCCAGCAUGGAGAAGAAGAAUUGAGGAACGUAUCGCAAAGGCUAGAGCUCUCAUCGGCAGACUGAUAUGCUUCAGAUCAGGCAACAACAGGCCAAGAAUUGCGCGCACCGUCAGGAUGGCGUUUGCUGGGACAAAUGUCAGUUUGUCCCAGCCGGAUAUAACGCAAAAACUGACGGAGCGCAUAGAUGAUCUGAAGCAGAGAAUCGCUGCUUGGGGAAAGCGGAUUCGGCGAUAUACCGAGAGGUCGACACGGUUCAAACAGAAUCGUCUCUUCCAGAGUGAUCAGAAGAGGCUCUAUGAAUCAUUGGAGCGACCAAUGGUAAGUGGAACGGGUCCAGCACCGAAUCAGGCCGACACUGUAGCAUUCUGGCGCGGCCUGUGGUCAGGUAUUACGCCCAUGGACCCCGUCAUCAUAACGCCGGAUGACGUAGCUGAGGCGGUCCAUAGGGCCCCGAACUGGAAAAGUCCGGGGCUUGACGGGCUGCAUCACUACUGGCUGAAGGGGUUCAUGGUGUGUCACUCUGUGCUUGCCCGACAGUUUCAAGAGGCUCUCAACCAGAAGUCGCUCCCAAGCCUCUUCACUACUGGGAUCACUCAUUUGGUUCCUAAAGACCAGGAGCUGGAGCCAUCUCUAUCCGUCACUGAGCAAAACCUGGCAGACCGAGUUAGGUACAUCCUGCGCUCCAACAUAUUUGGUGACGCCGAACUCGAGCGACUACAACGUGAGGCUAUUCCUUCAUCGAAUGGAAAUGCUACGGCUGGGAAUGCGGUGCCAGUAGAUGCGCAACAAACUGCAUUUGUGGAUUCUGCCGUCAAUAUUCCAUUUGUGGCUAAUUCAGACGAUGAUGGAAUAGUCUCCCACGAACUAGAGAAAAUGAGGAGCAUAUUGGAAGAGUCGAUGCUGGAAACGCGCAGCAUGCCUCUCGAAAAUCGACCGCGACUUCCCCGCAUACCCCUUAGCAAGCGAAAUCGGGCUGUCGUGCGGGCUCUUAACCCAAUGCUGGUGACCUAUUUGGAAGCCAGCCGGGACCUUUGCGAGACGGAUUCAAUUCUUUUUGGCGCCGCACUGGCAGUAUGCCGUAUUAUUGGCGCCAAACUUCCCGUGGCUGGACGUGCUACUCAAAAAAGUAGCGCCAUCCCAGCCUGGAGAAAAAGAAUUGAGGACCGUAUCGCAAAGGCAAGGGCCCUUAUCGGCAGACUGACAAGCUUCAGGUCGGGUAAUAAUAGACCGAGGAUUAUGCGCACCGUUAGGAUGGCGUUUGCUGGCACAAAUAUCAGUUUGUUCCAGCCGGAUAUCACGCAAAAACUAACGGAGCGCAUAGAUGACCUGAAGCAAAAAAUCGCUGCUUGGGGGAAGCGGAUUCGACGAUUUAGCGAGAGGUCAAGGCGGUUCAACGGCGGCUCAUUGACGCGGUCAUUGGCAAAGUGGUGA